AUGUUUGACGAGGACACCACCACCAUCUGCCCCCCCACCGCAAGCCCCUCACAGAGCAUCGCACUCAUCAACAUAUGGGACCACCAGCAGCCGACUGGCAGCUGCAGCGGGACUGCCAAACGCAAGAGGGACACUGACACUGACACUGGCGCUGAGGGUGUCGAGGGCGAGGGGACGGCGAAGCACCUGCGUCCCGCAGGGGACUGUGAUAACCAUCUGGGGUGGGGCGACAGAGAGAGCGAGAUGGCCGCCCUGCAGCAGAUGCUGAGCUGGUACGAGGAGGACGGUGAGAGCGAGUCGUCGGAGGGGAGCAGCGACGAUUCCUCGUCAGAGGAGGAGAGUGAGAGGUCUGAUACAGACGGUGAGGGGGAGCUGCAGAAGGGGGAGUGA
Messenger RNA from Vitrella brassicaformis, 390 nucleotides. Lineage: Eukaryota; Vitrellaceae. The record is from the annotation of a GenBank genome assembly.